AUGCAUUUUCCUUUUUUCCUGGUGCCUAUCUCUCACCAUAUGUAUUUACCUUCUUUCUCUCUUAAUUCCUUUUUCUUUAUGUUUCUUUUUCACAUACAACGCACUUCUCACAUUCUUCUGAAACUUUUCAAUUUUUUCACUCUUUUCUUUCUUGUAUAUUAUCUUUUCUUGAAUUUCUUUGCUAAAGUUGCCUCUUUUUUAUACUUCAUAAAACGUUCUCUCUUUUUCCAUCUACUCACUCUUUUUUCUGUUGAUUUUCUUUCAUUCCUCAUCCUUUUUUUUUCUUUUUCAUCUUCUCUUACUCUUCCAUUCACCACCGACAAAGAAAGAAACCCUCGUCAUCAUCAAUCUGCCAAUCAUGUAUUCCUUUCUAAUUUUUCUUUCUUUUCAUACAAUAAUACAUGUUCCCUUUUUUCAUUUUUCUCAGCCCUUUCUUUCGCUUUCCCUGCUCGCUUUUAG
Molecule: messenger RNA, 459 nt
Organism: Acanthosepion pharaonis
Lineage: Eukaryota; Metazoa; Mollusca; Cephalopoda; Sepiida; Sepiidae
Source: the annotation of a GenBank genome assembly